AUGACACAGCAAGAAAACGCCUCGUCUAAGCUGGUGCCUGGAGCGGCAAGCAAGAUGCCACCAAUUCCACAGGGCGCCAGGAUUCAGAAGCGUCCCCUCACUCGACGCCAGCUCCCAGCGUCGUCCAAGACGCCCGUCAUUUACGUGUCCUCAAAUUCUCCCUUCAUGUCCGUCGUGAAGCGGACUAGAAAGUUCCUGGACAAGGCCCUGCGUAGUAAUGCUGCUGCUGCCAAGAAUGUGUCCUUGCACGCGCGCGUUGAGGCACUGAAGCGAGGCAGUGGUAGUGGGACGGCUCGUGGAGCUGUGGUGACAGUGAUGGGCACAGGUAAAGCUAUUGAAAAGACACUACACGUUGCAAGCUGGUUCGAGCAGCAAGGAGACUGUGUGGUUGAGAUUAAAACACGAACCAUCGGGACAGUAGACGAUGUGGUUACGGGAGAUGCAGACGACGUGUUUGGGGCUGACAACGAAAGUCGGUUGAGGAAGCUUAAUUGCUUGGAAGUUGCUAUCAGCUUAAAGUGAAGCGCCUCGGAACACGAGCAUUUAUGAAAACAUUAAAAGCAUCAAGGGCAAGAUGGGGGGAAAGUGGACAAUCAGGCUCGCUGAAGGAUGACAUCUAUUAGCGAUGCGCAAAGCAGUGAGCUCUUAUGCAACCACUGCACGAAUCUCGCUGACCAAACAAGUCUCCAGCAGACAAGCAACAUCGAUGAACCGCCAUGAGCAAAGAUGAGCACACGCAUAUCAAACGCCGAAAGCGCCACCAUCAAACAGACCAAGGAAUAACCUCACAGAGACCAACCCACAGAUGCCUUGAAAAAGCGUCAAAUUAACAGGAUUUCUUUCGCUUCAAACUUCCCCAUGCCUAAUUCCGUUGCCGCCUCAUUAGAAAGAAAAGAUAAAAAAAAGAAAAAGAAAAAAAAAAGGCCCCGUACUCCGAUUCCGAUGCAGCCCAUUACCGCCAAACCAAAGGUAACCGAUGUCGAAAAAUACUCCAGAAAGAGAACUCCACGCUUCAAAACUCCGCAAAUCUGCCGUCACCCGGGCGAGUCAUCGUGAUUCCGCCAUACCGUUGAGAAGAGAGAAAAAGAAAACACAGUCCGCCGGCGCCGCCUCCCUAUGCUUUGUGUCGUUUGGUCUUGCAAUAGCAUUUUUUAAAAAAAGAGAUUUUCGGGUUAUGCUCGUAGCAUAAUGCGUCUUUUCCCGAUAGAUGGCCUUAUGCUGCCGUCUUCAAGU
This is a messenger RNA of Trichoderma virens Gv29-8, 1233 nucleotides long. RefSeq lists its product as uncharacterized. The transcript is spliced from 2 exons. Gene Ontology annotation, cellular component: ribonuclease MRP complex; nucleolar ribonuclease P complex. The coding region runs from base 1 to 522 and encodes 173 amino acids. Gene Ontology annotation, molecular function: RNA binding. The record is from RefSeq and is a predicted model, not a curated record. NCBI's taxonomy places the organism in Eukaryota, Fungi, Ascomycota, Sordariomycetes, Hypocreales, Hypocreaceae. Gene Ontology annotation, biological process: tRNA 5'-leader removal; rRNA processing; nuclear-transcribed mRNA catabolic process, RNase MRP-dependent.